Messenger RNA from Trichoderma asperellum CBS 433.97, 921 nucleotides. RefSeq lists its product as uncharacterized. The record is from RefSeq and is a predicted model, not a curated record. Lineage: Eukaryota; Fungi; Ascomycota; Sordariomycetes; Hypocreales; Hypocreaceae. Gene Ontology annotation, biological process: Golgi organization. Gene Ontology annotation, cellular component: endoplasmic reticulum; endoplasmic reticulum-Golgi intermediate compartment; membrane.
AUGUCGCACCGUGGUCCUUCUGGCUAUGGCAUUGGUGGCCCCAGCGCCUAUCCUGGCGGCGGCGGAGGUGUUGGCGUUUCUGACGAGUCCAAUGGAGGCAGCAUCUUGGAUCAGCUGCGGCCGUACACCAGCAAAGUCGAGGAUAUCCUGGACACCGCCAGCGAGCCCAUCAAGCCGUAUCUGCCUGCUAUUGGAAGAUUUCUGAUCGUCGUUACCUUCCUCGAGGAUGCGCUCCGAAUCAUCACCCAAUGGAGCGACCAGCUGCUGUACCUUCACGACUACCGCCACAUUCCAUCCGGAAUCACUCAUAUCUUCCUCCUCUUCAACGUCGUCGCCAUGGUCUCCUGCUCCACCCUCGUCAUCGCCAGAAAGUACUCUGAUUACGCUGUUGGAGGUCUCAUGAGCGUUGUAGUUAUUCAGGCUUUCGGCUACGGCUUGAUCUUCGAUCUCAACUUCUUCCUGCGAAACCUGUCCGUCAUUGGUGGCCUCCUCAUGGUCCUCUCUGACUCUUGGGUCCGCAAGACCAAGGCCUUUGCUGGUCUCCCCACCUUGGACGAGAAGGACAAGAAGAUGUACUUCCAGCUGGCCGGUCGCGUUCUCCUCAUCUUCCUCUUCAUUGGCUUCGUCUUCAGCGGCGAAUGGUCCUUCUGGCGCGUCCUUGUCUGCAUCCUUGGCGCUGGCGCCUGCGUCAUGGUCGUUGUGGGCUUCAAGGCCAAGUACAGUGCUACGCUGCUCGUUGUCAUCCUGAGCGGCUUCAACCUGUUGGUGAACAACUUCUGGACUCUUCACGAGCACCACCCCCACAAGGACUUUGCCAAGUACGAUUUCUUCCAGAUUCUGUCCAUCGUCGGCGGUCUGCUUCUCCUGGUCAACAGUGGCCCCGGCCAGUUCAGUAUCGAUGAGAAGAAGAAGGUUUACUAA